Molecule: messenger RNA, 1496 nt
Organism: Silurus meridionalis
Lineage: Eukaryota; Metazoa; Chordata; Actinopteri; Siluriformes; Siluridae
Gene: skap2
Product: src kinase associated phosphoprotein 2
Exons: 13
Coding region: 117-1130 (337 amino acids)
Cellular component (GO): cytoplasm; plasma membrane
Molecular function (GO): protein binding
Source: RefSeq, a predicted model, not a curated record
GCGCGCAGUAUGAAGUAACAGCCAAUGACAGGGCAGGAGGCGGGGAUUGUCAGAAUACGGGUGAAAAUUCUAAACCUUAACGCUGGACCGGAGAGUGAAGAGCGCACCGAGUCACAAUGAAGUCCAUCCCGGAGGAUUUAACCACACUCGUCUCAGAUUUGGAAGCGUUUCUGACCGAGGUUCUGAAAGGGGAGAAUCUGAGCAAGAAGGUGAAGGAAAAAAGAGAGACUUUAAUAAAGAGAAUAAAAGAUGUCAAGGCCAGUUACCCUCAGGAUUUCAAGGAAAAACGAGAUGAAGAGUGGGAUGAGAAUGAUGAAGUAGACAGCAACAACGAUGGCAGUUCACUGCACUCGGAGCGCAACGAGCGAGAUGAGGAGCCGGCAUAUGAUGUUCAGCAAGCACCUCCAGUAGCAGCUCAAGAUCUUCAAGCUGUGUUUAAGAGUGGCUACCUAGAAAAACGAAGAAAAGAUCACAGCUUCUUUGGCACAGAGUGGCAAAAGAGAUGGUGUGCGCUGAGCAUCCACACAUUUUAUUAUUACGGCAGUGAGAAAGAUAAACAGCAGAAGGGAGAGUUUAAUAUCAGUGGUUAUGCUGUCAAAAUGAACAACACUUUGCGCAAAGACUCCAAGAAAGACUGCUGCUUUGAAAUAUCUGCUCCUGACAAACGCGUUUAUCAGUUCUGUGCCAUGUCACAGAAAGAGGCAGAGGAAUGGGUAGAGCAGAUUAGCUUUGUGAUAAAAGACAUGGAAGGCACCAUUCCUUUAGAGGAGGAGCAGGAUACCUAUGAUGACUGCGUACCAUCCAUGCCUGCACCUAUUGAUGAUGAUAUCUAUGAGGAGCUUCCUGAGGAUGAGGCACCUCACACUAAUAAACCAGCACCCGAGCCAGUCAGCAAACCCCCUGUAGCGCUUCCAGUGACAGCGGUAAAUAAGAGCACAGACUACCAGAACUACUUCCAGUGUUUGUGGGACUGCAUUGGGGACCAACCCGAUGAACUGUCUUUCAAGAGAGGAGAGACUAUCUACAUCCUCAGCAAGGAAUAUGAUACCUUUGGUUGGUGGGUCGGGGAGAUGAAAGGUAUCAUUGGAAUUGUUCCUAAAAGCUACUUGACAGAGCUAUACAUUCUGUGAAAGGCCUUAAAGGGCAUCUGAAGUGCCUUUAGCCCUGCCUCCUUGAGGUAAUCCAUUUUGCCUCAAUUCCAGUUUUUUUUUUCAUGCCAGGAUGCAGGAUUAUCACUAUGAGUGCCCUGUGCAAAGUGUACUGCAAUUAGAUAAAUAUGUUUAAAAUGUCUGAAGAAUAAAUUUGGGUUUUUUUUGUUUUGUUUUUUUUUGUUAAUGAAAUAUUCUGUAUUAAAAGUGGACUGUUUGUGACAAAAACUGUUUGAAUAACAAAUUGUGUGAAUUUAGUUACAAAUUAUGAUUAAUUUAUAUUUAAAAAAGUGAGUUAUUAAUUAAUGAGCUAAAAAAAAAAUAAAGCUUGUGUUUUCUUUUCUGUCA